AUGUCUCGACCACUGGGCAGCACCGGCACCAUCGUUAGUUCGGAGCUGUUGUCUGAAAUAUCUCCGAGCAGCUUCAAGGUGGCAAUCAGCGUAGAGCAUAAGGCGGACGGCACUGAUGCACUAUACAUUGCCGAGGGCACAUCUUCGCAGAAAGAGUUGAAAGCGAAUCUAGGCUACAUACGUUUUCGCACCACCGAGGUGAUAGACAGCGAUUCCUACGGUCUCGUCGAACUCGUCAUUCGUGGUGCCACACUUCAACCGCAGAAUUUCAUUCAGGAAGGCAGAAGUGGUAGCGAGAAGUUUAUGAUCGUCAGUCUUGAAAGCAGUGUUCACUCUGCAGCCGCCAUCUUCGGGAGUUCCCCCUCCUUCAACAUCCACUGCAUUUCAGGGCCUUUGACUUGGCUUUCAAGGGGCACUUUGAAGGCCAGAUAG
Molecule: messenger RNA, 432 nt
Organism: Podospora pseudopauciseta
Lineage: Eukaryota; Fungi; Ascomycota; Sordariomycetes; Sordariales; Podosporaceae
Exons: 3
Coding region: 1-432 (143 amino acids)
Source: RefSeq, a predicted model, not a curated record